UGGUGGAUAUAAAGAGAAUGUCAGCGUGAACUUCACCAGUCUUCUGCCGACGUAGUCUUCUUGAAGCUGCGUGUCAAACAGCUAGUUCGAUCAUUUUUAAUUCAUUCCUAUUUUCUCCUUCUCAUCUAGAGAUUCUACAACUUUACAAAGAUUAUGUGCCAGCGAUCGAUGAGCUCCAUCUUCCUAGUUCUGACGUUAUUUAUCAUCUCGUCAGCCAAAUCUCAGGAAUAUGAUUGUCGAACUCCUACAGGAGAGUUGGGAGUAUGUUUGAAUAUUAGACAAUGUCAACCCCUUAUAACAUUACUUCGUAUUCAUGGUACUGCAGUUGGUGAUUUUCUACGAAGCUCUGUAUGUGGUUUUGAAGGUCUAGAUCCAAAAGUAUGUUGCCGAAUGAGCAAUGAUGAUCGAACUCCACUUUCCACCACAACACCAGCACCAACUCCACCACCGAAAGAUAUAUCACCAAAUUCUAAAUUUGGACCACUUUUUGCUCCUGAUUGUGGUAUAGUCGACAAUGGUACUUACACAAGAGUUGUUGGUGGAAAUCCUGCAUCAUUAGGAAACUGGCCUUGGAUGGCUGCACUUGGAUAUCUCAAUCAAAAAACCAAUCGAGUUGGAUGGCUAUGUGGUGGUAGUUUAGUUUCUUCGCGUCAUGUUGUAACUGCUGCACAUUGUAUCUAUGAGCGUAACGAUCUCUAUAUUGUUCGACUUGGUGAUCUUGAUCUUAAUGAUUCUGUUAACGAUGGAGCAUCACCAAUAGAUAUACCGAUUGACCGGUCUAUAAUACAUCCAGAGUAUAGCCCUAAACACUAUACCAAUGAUAUCGGUAUUCUGAGACUCGAACAAGACGUUCAGUUUUCAUAUCUUAUAAAACCUAUAUGCAUACCAUAUCCUGAUGAAAUAGCCAACAAGGAUUUGCUCUGGCAUACCCCAUUUAUUGCUGGUUGGGGUUCUGUUUAUUUCCGAGGUCCAAGUGCAACGCACUUGCAACAGUUACAAGUACCAAUUAUCGAUUUAAAGAAAUGUCAAGAUGUUUUCAAACGAUUUAAAAAUACUAUUAUCGAUAAUCGUGUAUUAUGUGCUGGUUACAAUGAUGGAGCCAAAGAUGCUUGUCAGGGAGAUAGUGGUGGUCCUUUGAUGUACACGUGGGCUAACAAAAAUAGUGCAUAUAAAAGAAAAGCAUUUUACCUUAUUGGUAUUAUUUCAUAUGGUUGGCGUUGUGCUGAACCUGGAAUUCCUGGAGUUUACACAAAAACUGCUGCAUUCCUAGAUUUUAUUCGAAAUAAUUUAAAUUAAUCAGAAUUCUGAACUCUUUCAUCUAUUUAAAAACAUACUGUUUUCAGUACUUUUUUUAAUCUGACACUAUCAAUAACAAAAAACAUAUUUUAGUUGUUGAAUUUUCGUAUUUAUAUUACAAAGGUAUUUUUUUUUUCACAAUUCAGUGUUAUUAAUCAAAAUAAUCUACAUGACUAUUAUAGGAUAAAUAAGUAUUGCAGCGAUUAAAAAAUUUAUUUACCAAGAAGCUACCUGAUAUAGAAGAGAUUAGAUUUAAACAAAUUUUAUAUAAUUUGUAUCUUUGAUAAUAUUUUUUAAUUCAGAAAAUUUUACAUUCUAAACCAAUA
Messenger RNA from Chelonus insularis, 1622 nucleotides. Its product is annotated as venom protease-like. The transcript has 6 exons. NCBI's taxonomy places the organism in Eukaryota, Metazoa, Arthropoda, Insecta, Hymenoptera, Braconidae. Gene Ontology annotation, biological process: proteolysis. The coding region runs from base 154 to 1296 and encodes 380 amino acids. The record is from RefSeq and is a predicted model, not a curated record. Gene Ontology annotation, molecular function: serine-type endopeptidase activity.